AUGAAGCCGAACAUACCACCAUUAAACAUCGCUAAGUCGAAUUCGCUUAUCGACGACGCCGACGCCGACGUUGACGCCAACCCCAACAAUAAACAAACGCCGGCUCGUUUCUACUCGAAUCACGGCCAGUCGGAGGCCACCCCGCCAUUAACGCCUCAGGGAACUAAGGAACAAGACAUAAUGGAACAAAUCGAAGCCCCGAGGGCUGUCUUUCACAACUAUCUCCGCGCAUUCUAUCCUUUCCACCCGGCCGGAAAUGUCUCGCCAUCCACAGUCACUCUACCCCUCGAUCAAGGUGAUAUCAUCCUGGUCCAUUCCGUUCACACCAAUGGCUGGGCCGAUGGUACCUUAUUAGAUUCUGGACAUCGAGGCUGGUUACCGACGAAUUAUUGCGAAGCAUACGACCAAAUCGCCAUGCGUCCGUUAUUAAAGGCCUUGACGGAUUUCUGGGACAUCAUUCGUGGAGGAUGCGGGUCAUCAUUAAAAGAUUUUGGAAACCAGGAUUUAAUGCGAGGGCCCAUCGCGGGGGUCCGCUUUCUACUGGAAAAGUCAGAAUGCUUGACGCGGGAAUCUCCGCUUGUCAAGAAAUACGAUGGGCUACGGAGGAUUCGAAAAGCUUUGCUGUCCGAUCUAUCAUCGCUAGUCAAGACUGCCAAACGAUUUCAAGAAGUCGCCAACGGUACCCCCGCCGAAGAUGAAGUUGAAAGCAUCCUGGACGAGAUGCUCCUGAAGGCCUUCAAGAUCGUCACCCGGGGUGUUCGGUUCCUCGACGUUUGGGAUCAGGAAGUUGGACUCACCCGAACAAUCGCCGACAUGGAAGCCGCUGGUGAACGGAGCCAAUACGAAUUGCCCCCGACCCCAGCAUCCGACUCGUUCAGCACUGCCGACACUGCGAUCAUCCCCGAUAGCUGCUCGGAACGGAAUGAGUCGCGCCAGAUGAGCCGCAGCCGCAUGGAUAUGAGCCAGGCAUCGAUGCGCACGGAGAUGUUCGAGCCCUCCCGCCCAUUGUCAGUUUCAACGAAGAGGAUAUCAGUAUCUCACCGAGUCUCCUACUCCGGACCCUCAUCUGCCAUUCGUGCGGAGAAUUUGGCCUCGGACCGACUGGGCACUACCUACGAUGCCUUCUUGGGUGUUCUUGGGUCGUUCAUCGGCUUGCAUAUGCAGUCUCGCUCCUCGACGGAGCUGGUGACCACCACUCAACAAGCCGUCUCGUCCUGUCGGGCUCUGUUGAAUGUGGUUGAAGCUGUCUGCGAGCAUGACACUCAGCGUAGCGUUCUCCUGCAGGAGGCUCGUGAGGCUAUGUGUGAGAAGCUAUCCGAACUCGUCCACGCUGCUCGCGAUGUCUUCCGUCCGGCUCAUGCGCAGGAAGAUGAUCUUGUCUUUAUGCCGGAUGAGGGUAAGCGACUGGUCGAUGCGGCGACGGACUGUGUGCGGGCUGCAGGAAACUGCCUGGCCAAGGCUCGACUGGUUCUGGAGCAGAAUGGAGAUAUCGAACUGGAAGCAAUUGACGAGGAAACGCCCAGUCAGGGGGUACCUGAUAUUGUGGAGGAGAAGACCGACCCCGUGACUUUGACUGAAUCAACAGAGGAAGGAACCGAAGUGACUGAAGAACGGACAAGGGAAUGCGCCUUCCCCCGCCCCCCCCUCCAAAUUCCAAAUGCGACCAUCGCGACUUCCCUGACUGCCACUGCUCCUUCCACUCCCGCCCUCACCGAUGCCGCCAGCGCCAACACCGCCAACAACCCAACAACUCCCUCCUUCUUCUCUCAUCUCUCUUCCUCUCACACUUCUGCCCUUUCUUCCCUCCCCAACUCCGCCAUCCUUCCCACUCACCUUGAAAACUGUCAAUCCUUCUCUUCCUCUUACGAUUCCUACCGUGAGAGUCACCCUAAGUCUGACGUGAGCGAAUCCUUCGGUCGUGGUGUGACAAGCACGGGUAGUAGCUUCACCUACAACAGCCACGCUCGUGAUUCCGAGAUGAGUGGCGUCUCCCAGACUUCUACCAGGGCUACCUCGCCUGAUAUUGGUGGUAGCUUCACCGAUAGCUUCAAGGUGCCUUCCCUCAAGGAGAGUCUCAGCCACUCGACCUUGGCCGAGGAGAACGAGGAGACCGAGGCUCACUUGCUCGAAAAGACCUUCGCCCAUGAAUUGGUCUACAGGGAGGGCCAAGUGAUGGGCGGCAGUAUGUGUGCUUUGAUCGAGAAGCUCACUGCUCACCAAUCCACCCCGGAUGCCACCUUCGUCUCCACCUUCUACCUCACCUUCCGUCUCUUUGCUACCCCGCUGGAGUUUGCUGAAGCUCUCGCAGAGCGCUUUGAAUACAUCGGUGAUACACCUCACGCUGCUGGUCCCGUUCGGUUGCGCGUGUACAACGUGUUCAAGGGCUGGCUCGAGUCUCACUGGCGCCACGAUAGGGACAAUGAUGCGUUGGAGUACAUCCUGAACUUUGCAAAGACUCGUCUCAUGAAUGAACUGCCCACUGCUGGAAAGCGCCUCGUCGAGCUCGCCGAGAAGGUGUCUGCCGUCCACGGCCCCGUCGUCCCCACCAACACCGCGAUCGCCCAAUACGUCAACCCUGAUACCCCUCUCCCUCCUUGUAUCAUCGGCAAGAAAGAGAACCACCUGUUGAAGCAGUGGAAGGAUGGCUCGGGCUCGAUUAGCAUCCUGGACUUCGAUCCUCUCGAGUUGGCCCGGCAGUUGACCAUCAAGGCGUCUCGUAUCUUCUGCUCCAUCCUGCCUGAGGAGCUCCUUGACACCGAGUGGACCCGCAAGUCUGGCUCAUUGGCCGUCAAUGUCCGCGCUAUGACCACUCUGUCGACCGACCUUGCCCACCUGGUCGCUGACUCCAUCUUGUGCUUGGAAGAGCCUAAGAAGCGUGCUGCCACCAUCAAACACUGGAUCAAGGUUGGAAAUAAGUGCUUGGAGCUGAACAACUACGAUUGUCUCAUGGCAAUCGUCUGUGCCCUGAACCUGUCCACCAUCGAACGUCUGAAGCGGACCUGGGACUUCGUCUCGCAGAAGACCAACAACUCCUUCAACAAUCUGAGAAACAUCGUCAGUGUGGAUCGGAACUAUGUCGUCCUCCGCAAGCGCCUUCAGAACCAUGUGCCGCCGUGCCUACCUUUCCUCGGAACCUACCUCACCGACUUGACCUUUAUCGAUCAUGGCAACCAGUCCCUCCGCUCCCUGCCGACGGAUGAUGGUAAGAUGGCCGGCAUCAAUUUCGAUAAGCACAUGAAGACCGCCCGCAUUAUCGGCGAGCUUCAGCGAUUCCAGAUUCCCUACCGCCUGACCGAGGUCCCUGAACUCCAGACCUGGAUGCAAAACGAGCUUGUUCGCGUUCGCUCUAAUGGUGAAUCCACCGCGCAGAAGUUCUACCGCCGGUCCUUGAUCCUCGAACCCCGUGUUCAUGGCAGCUCGACCAACCUCCAUGCUCAAGCUCAGGCCCAGGCCCAGGCUCAAGCUCAAGCCCAGUCUGAGUCCAACCCGCCUUCUAUGCUCGAGAAUGCCAAAGACAAGUUUGACUUCCUCUCUUGGACAAACCCCUCCAAGCCGAAGUCUAUCGCCACGAAUGGCUAA
This is a messenger RNA of Penicillium waksmanii, 3579 nucleotides long. RefSeq names its product guanine nucleotide exchange factor. Gene Ontology annotation, cellular component: plasma membrane. The transcript is spliced from 4 exons. The coding region runs from base 1 to 3579 and encodes 1192 amino acids. Gene Ontology annotation, biological process: Ras protein signal transduction; positive regulation of GTPase activity. Gene Ontology annotation, molecular function: guanyl-nucleotide exchange factor activity; protein binding. NCBI's taxonomy places the organism in Eukaryota, Fungi, Ascomycota, Eurotiomycetes, Eurotiales, Aspergillaceae. The record is from RefSeq and is a predicted model, not a curated record.